Molecule: messenger RNA, 2506 nt
Organism: Dimorphilus gyrociliatus
Lineage: Eukaryota; Metazoa; Annelida; Polychaeta; Dinophilidae
Source: the annotation of a GenBank genome assembly
AUCGUCCACGAACCUCAGUCAGCAUAGAGCAAUCUUGCCGGGACUUCUACAAAAAAAAAAGAAAAAAAAGUCAAAGAAACCACUGUAGAAGGAAAAACAACUCUCAUGGAUAAAUUUCUCAAGCUGAUCGCUCUCAUCAGUUGCUUUUUGCAUACAGAUAGCACAAGCAGGGGAGGUAUUUCUUUUAAUUCCUUAAAUAAUUUACUUUUCAACUUUUUUGUCUACUUUGCAUUUAGCUCCGGAAACAGCUUGUGACGAUAUGAUUCCACAGCAUGUCGUACCACCUCAGACAAGCCCGUUUCCAAUGGAAUUAACACUCUCUUCGUAUAUAUACAAUGAAGGAACAACUAUAGACAUUACCUUAAAACACAAGAAUAAUACACCAAUUGCUGGAGUUUUUGCACAAAUGAGAAGAGCCAAUAGCCCAAAUACAACACUUUAUGGAUCAUUUGAAGGAGACAAUGACAAUUUCAGGACAGCUUGCAAUGAAAGUCGGGCGAUUACUCAUAGCAAGAGGCUAAUCAGUUUAAACGAAAUUAAAUUUACAUGGAAACCCCCUCAAGAUAAUGCUGAUUCUGGUCCUUUGCAACUUUGGAUUUCAAUUGUUCAAGACUUUACAACAUUCUGGGUUCAACAGAAAUCAAACGUGAUAAACUAUAGUAAUGCUUUACCACCAACGCAAGAGAUAAGUCUAGCUGACUGUAGCACGACAAAAGACUGUUUUAAAGUACCCGAAAAUUGUGGUAAAGAAGCAGAUUGUGAUUACUUGUUAACUUGGAGACCUGACAAUCAGAGAGGACUUAUUAAUUUUGAGAUAAGUGCAAAAAUACCUACAGAUCAGUUUUGGACAGCAGUAGGAUUUUCCAAAGAUCUCGAUAUGGGAGAAGAUUCCGUUAUUGAUUGUUUGGUUAAUGCCUCUACAAGUCUAGUUGAAGUUCAGGCGUCCUGGAACGAAGGGAGAACUAAUGAAGUCCUUAAUAAUAAGCUUUUAGGAUUAAUCCCAGAUUCGAUAUCAGGGGCUAGGGUCAACGAUCGACUUCGAUGCCGUUUUCAGAGACAAAUCACGAUUGCCAGAUCAGACACCAAUAAGAUAUACGAUUUGAAUACUGAAUAUUACGUCUUCCUUGGAAAAGGCAUAGUUUUGCAAGAUAGUACUAAAAUGCAACAUUCACAAAUUCCUGAAAAGUCAGCUUCAAAGCUAUUAAUGACAACUAUAAGAAAUGGAACAACAAGACCAACCUCUGACCCAAGCCAAGGAAUCGAUACUCGUCGCUGUGGGUCAGAAAAAGGUUGCUACCGUUAUCCCGAAGGGUGUGAGGAGAGUGUUUGUCACUAUUUGCUAACAUGGAAACCUAGUGAUAACAAGGAAAAGAUCGAAUUUGAGAUAAGCGCUGACGAUAGCGAUUCUAAAACAGAUUGGACAAGUGUUGCCUUUUCAGAAGAUACUAUUAUGGGAGAUGACAGUGUCAUUGAUUGCCUCUAUAAUUCGGAUGAUGUUUCUAUAAACAUUCAAGCAUCGUGGAAUCGUAGAGUUAAAGAUAAUGAAGUUUUAAAUAACAAGCUUCUAGGAUUGGACCAAGAUACUUUUUUUGGAUCAAGAGUUAAUGGUCGCUUAAGGUGUAGAUUCACAAGAUCUGUUAAAGUAGCUAAUGAUGAUCCUGAAGCAAGCAGGGUUUUCGACCUUUCAGAGCAGUAUUACGUAUUUAUAGGAAAGGGUUCCGCCGUUCGAGGCAUAAAGAUGAAACACACUUCAAUUCCAGUAAUAUCUCCAAGGAAAGUUCCUCUAACUGAAAUUGGCGAUGUCUCUGGAUUAGCUAAAUUUCCUUUGGUCAAAGCCCAUGGCAUUUUGAUGAUUGUUGCUUGGUCAUUUUUCGCUAAUAUAGGAUUGCUCUUGCCAAGAUAUUUUAAAUUAUGCUGGAAUAAAUAUCAAUUGUUCAACGAAAAGAUCUGGUUUCAAAUUCAUAGAAUGUGUAUGAUAACUGUAGUUUUGUGCACUAUAACUGCAUUUAUUGUUAUUUUCGUAGAAGUUAAAGGUUUUAGUCAAGGUUCUAAACCUAUUAUUCAUGCCAUAAUAGGAAUCAUUGUAACAGUUCUAUGUGUUUUAAAUCCUAUAAUGGCCGUAUUUCGUCCACCUCCUAAACAUCCAAAACGGCCAAUAUUUAAUUGGCUACACUUUUUAGCCGGACAAAUUGCUCAUAUUCUUACAGUACCAAUGAUAUACUUAGCAUUCCCAUUCGGAAAAGUCUAUGCUCCUUCAUGGCUAAAAUGGGUCUAUACAGCAAUAAUAAUUCAACACAUUUUCGUUGAAGUUCUUUUAUUUCUAUACAAAUACGUGAAAAUUUCCCCAAAUUCAGUAAAUCCAUUGAAUGGUAAAGAUUCUGACAAUCAAGUAGUUGCCGAAGAGGAAACUAAACCUGACAACGUUCCCACUGCAAUCAUCAUGACCUAUUUUUUUAUUUUACUUGCCCUAGUAACAACGAUUGUUAUCACCUUAGGAAGAGCAUAG